Messenger RNA from Sardina pilchardus (European sardine), 1777 nucleotides. RefSeq names its product serine and arginine rich splicing factor 9 (gene srsf9). Gene Ontology annotation, cellular component: nucleus; cytoplasm. The record is from RefSeq and is a predicted model, not a curated record. NCBI's taxonomy places the organism in Eukaryota, Metazoa, Chordata, Actinopteri, Clupeiformes, Clupeidae. Bases 345 to 1088 code for a protein of 247 amino acids. The transcript has 5 exons. Gene Ontology annotation, molecular function: mRNA binding.
AGGUUGCUAACAAUGAAUGUCUCAACAAAGAGAUAUCCUCGGAAAAUGUAACGUUAGCUGACGAGAUAACCAGCACGAAAGAGAGGAUCAGUGCAAUGAAGAAUUAAGGUUGCAACGACCCAGCAGAGUUGGCAUGAAAACAAAUUAGUUUGCAGAUUCGGGCGCAGGAGAGGUCCAUUGGUGUUUUUCUUGAGCUCAACACGUACUACCACUUCACUGCUCAACGUUUUAUAUAUUUGUAAUUAGGGGAUUGUAUGAAAACGGAUUAGGAUUGGGAUUUUCUUCGCACCUGUGCACGGAAAACGCCAUCUCUCCACGUUAGCAGGGUUUGGCCACACCAAGCCAUGACGGACGGGAGGAUUUAUGUGGGGAACCUUCCCAUGGAUGUGCAGGAGAGGGACAUUGAGGAUCUCUUCUACAAAUAUGGAAAAAUCCGGGACAUAGAGCUGAAGAACAACAGAGGCACCAUCCCGUUUGCCUUUGUGCGCUUUGAGGACCCACGGGAUGCCGAGGAUGCUGUCUAUGGAAGGAAUGGAUAUGGAUUUGGAGACUGUAAGCUGCGUGUGGAAUACCCCCGCUCAUCCGGAUCCAAGUUUAGUGGUGGUGGAGGACCCAUGGGAGGGGGAGGAGGACCCCGGGGAAGGUUCGGACCCCCCUCUCGGAGGUCUGAGUUCCGGGUGAUAGUGACUGGUCUCCCUCCUACAGGCAGCUGGCAAGACCUGAAGGACCACAUGCGUGAGGCAGGGGAUGUGUGUUUUGCAGAUGUGCAACGUGAUGGAGAGGGAGUGGUUGAGUUUCUGCGAAGGGAAGACAUGGAGUAUGCCCUGAGGCGUCUAGAUGGGACUGAGUUUCGCUCUCACCAGGGGGAGACUGCUUACAUCCGGGUUAUGGAGGAAAGGGGCUCCAGCUGGGGGCGCUCUCGCUCUCGGUCCAGAUCCCGCGGGCGCUACUCGCCGCCGUACCAUAGCAGAGCUUCCCCUCCUCACCGCUACCACUCACCCCCUCGUCACUCCCUGUCCCGCCAUAGCCCCCCCAGCCGCAGGCCACCCGCACAGCACCACAGUCCCCCUCCACGCCACUACCGAUAAACACACCCCCUUCCCCUUCCGUCAGUGCAGAAGAGUCCAGGCCCUGGCCCAUGUCUGUUUUUUCUUUUGUUUUAAAACCCAUCCUCUCCGCCGCCUUUUCAUUUUGUAAUUUACAUUCCAUCGAGAUUGCCCCCCUCUCCCCCCCCCCCAAACACCCGUUCAAUCAAGGCCUUAAUUGUAUGAAAAUUUCUUACAAAUCUCUGAUUACAUGAGAUGCCUCUCAUGGAUUUUACCUUGUCAUGCCAUCAGUUGGUGUGUGUGUGCGCGUGUAUGUAUUGUAUGAGUAUGACUGCUGUCAACUGAACCAUGGGAGCUUUGCCAAUACAGUUCACCACUGGAGUCCAUACAUGCUGGGUGUGGGUGUAGUGUAUAGUGUGUAGGAGCACUCUUAUGGCAGUCUGAAAGCUAUCCUUACAAUAGUCAUCCUUUUGAGUCACCCUGAUUUGAGGUUUCCUACUCUUAACCCAAACUACUCAGCUGCGCAAGCACGGGUAAGAUGAUGUUCUGAUGGUAAAUCUGGUACACCUUUUUGUUUUUCAAUAUAUUUUUGUUUUUGUUUGAUUUUGUUUUAAAUUAAAAGGAUAAUCAUUUUAACUUGCUCAUUCUUAUGCCCUGGUUUUGUUUUGUACCCUUUGAUGGCUGUAUGCAAAGAACUUUUUUUUGUUUUUCAAUUAAAAUAUUGAAUCACA